This is a messenger RNA of Spathaspora passalidarum NRRL Y-27907, 817 nucleotides long. RefSeq lists its product as uncharacterized. Lineage: Eukaryota; Fungi; Ascomycota; Pichiomycetes; Serinales; Debaryomycetaceae. The record is from RefSeq and is a predicted model, not a curated record. The transcript has a single exon. Bases 18 to 692 code for a protein of 224 amino acids.
GCAUAACUACGAGACCAAUGCUGUUUAGAGGGUUCGUGUGCAAGACAAUCCCAAUCGUUGCAUUUGGAGUGGGAAUCGCUUCAUUUCCAAGAAGUUGGAGAAAAGAGUACAAAGGAGACCCAAAACUUCUUCGCAUAAAUGAGUCAGUGUUGAACCAAAUACAAGAUACUGAGUUAUACAAGACCUUACAAACAAACAACAACUUCAAACAAUACAAUUCCAGCCAUGCAUUUCCUGGACAACAUCAUUCCAAUUAUAUCGGCACUGGAUUACUCUUUGGGCCAGAUUUAUUUGAAAUCGAUCCAAUUGUUUUUCUCAAUGAAGAAAAGGGGGAAUUGGUUAGUUUCUAUCAUUUAGGCGAGAGUUUAAUUAGUCAAGAUGGUCAGAUCCAUAAUGGAGUGACGUCAACUAUAUUAGAUGAAGGUUUGUGUUCUGCGGGUUUCCCCUUGUUACCAGCAAAAAAGGGUGUAACAGCAAGUUUACUGAUUGAUUUUAAAAAUCAAGCGCCCCCACGAAGCACCGUAAUCUUACGGGCGAAAGUUAAGGAAGCUAAGGGGAGAAAAGUGGUCAUUGAGGGGUAUUUGGAAACUCUUUCUUUUGACUUGUCGGUCAAACCUACUCGAGUUGCCGACGCUAAAUGUGUCCUCGUACAACCGAAAUGGUUCAAGUAUUUACAAUGGCUCCAAAUUUAGAAAGCACUGUGCCUCCUCUUUAGUUGGCCGCCUUUUAUUUAGGAAUGAAACGUAUAUUGUAAGUUAAAUAAUUUUCGUGACGUAACUCAUUUUUGUAUGCACGCAACAUGACACGAGUAGCAACU